Phlebotomus argentipes is the source of this 510-nucleotide messenger RNA. RefSeq names its product C-type Lectin CRL-like. NCBI's taxonomy places the organism in Eukaryota, Metazoa, Arthropoda, Insecta, Diptera, Psychodidae. The record is from RefSeq and is a predicted model, not a curated record. The coding region runs from base 63 to 443 and encodes 126 amino acids. The transcript is spliced from 2 exons.
GGUUCUUUAUUGUUUUUCCUCUGUGCAUAUCAUACACCGUUCAGUCUUUCCCGGCAGUUGACAUGGUUCUGCGCGAUGGAAAGUUGCUGUACUUGAGCACUAAGAAAUUGAAUUGGCCAAGUGCAGUUGACGCAUGUGCGUCACUCGGCAUGGAACUUGUGUCAAUAGCAUCCUUUGCAGAACAGCGAGUUGUGGCGAAAUUGAGCGAUCAGGUUGGAGGAAAUGUCUGGAUUGGCGGAUACAAUUACCAAAAGGAUCGACAGUGGCGCUGGGUGGGAAAUGGGGAAGUGCUAAAGUACAAAUUUUGGCUUGAUAAGCAGCCAGACAAUUAUAAGAAUAAGCAGAAUUGUAUCAGAAUUUCGCCAAUUCGCGGUAGAAUGUGGGACGAUCUCGAGUGUACUGCAGCAUUGCCAUACAUCUGUGAAUACAAGGAGAGGAAAUAAAAGAAAUAAUGAUUUCCAAAAAAUAUAUGCGAUGUUUUACGAGCAGCUUAGUGCUACGAUUGAUUUU